Messenger RNA from Fomitopsis serialis, 633 nucleotides. Its product is annotated as YjeF N-terminal domain-containing protein. Lineage: Eukaryota; Fungi; Basidiomycota; Agaricomycetes; Polyporales; Fomitopsidaceae. Gene Ontology annotation, molecular function: NAD(P)HX epimerase activity. The transcript is spliced from 8 exons. Gene Ontology annotation, cellular component: mitochondrion. Bases 1 to 633 code for a protein of 210 amino acids. The record is from RefSeq and is a predicted model, not a curated record.
AUGUCUCUACGCUACCUGACGGCGAAGCUCGCGCAACAAAUCGAUGAGGAGCUUAUGAACGCUGCUGGAGCGUUCAGCAUCGACCAGCUGAUGGAACUUGCGGGUCUAGCAUGUGCGCAGACGCUUGCGACAGUGUAUAGCAGGAGAAGAAACCAGGGAGGUGAUGGGCUCGUUGCGGCGAGGCAUCUUGCUACCAUUUGGAUGCCGAAGUCUCAAUCGCCACCAAAGCGCCUCAAGACGCAAUGCGACAAUAUGCACAUCCAGACCAUCGCGCCGAGCAGCGAUGUCCAGCCCCUCCGCGACGCACUCGCCCGCUCCGAUGUCAUUCUCGACGCCAUCUUCGGCUUCUCUUUCCAGCCACCCGUCCGCGCGCCCUUCGAUGCGGCCCUUCCGCUGAUCAGCCAGUCGGGGUUGCCCAUCGUCUCGGUCGACAUCCCUUCGGGGUGGGACGUCGAGAAGGGCAACGCUGUGGGUGUCGGUUUGAAUCCAGAUGGAUUCAAGGGCCGUCACUUCCUUGGCGGCAGAUUCGUGCCAAAAGCUAUGGAAGAGAAGUUCCAGCUCAACCUGCCGGCCUACCCUGGCUUCGACCAGAUCGUCGAGCUGCCCUCCGCUGAGAGUUCCCAGAAGCUGUGA